AAAUUAGGGUUUCCUUGGUUUAGGGUUUAUCGCAGAAGGAUGGGGAAGAAGAAGGGCGCGGCGUGCGCGCACCCCAGGAAGCGAUUCUACCGCGCUCGCGCCCACAGCAAUCCUCUCAGCGACUCGCAUUUCCCAGUUCCAGUGAGCCCCGCGCACUGCGACUGGACGGAGCACUUUCCUGUUCUAGCCGCGGCGGGCGAUGGAUCUGCAUCAGGGCAGCAGCAGCAGCAAGUUCCCAAGGUCCGAUUUGCGGACGUGGGGUGUGGAUUUGGGGGCCUGCUCGUCCGCCUCUCGGAUCUCUACCCGGAGACGCUGAUGAUCGGGAUGGAGCUCCGGGACAAAGUGACCGAGUACGUCAAGGAGAGGAUCGUGGCGCUGCGCAAGAACAAUCCCGGUCGCUACGGGAAUAUCUCGGUCAUCCGGACCAACGCGAUGAAGUUCCUGCCCAAUUACUUCGACAAGGGGCAGCUGGAGAAGAUGUUCUUCCUCUUCCCGGAUCCACACUUCAAGGAGAAGAAUCACCGCAGGAGGAUCAUCAGCCAGGGAUUGCUGGCCGAGUACGCGUACGUGAUGGCCGAGGGGGGGAUCCUCUACACCGUCACGGACGUCCAGGAGCUCGGGGAGUGGAUGAAAUCCAACCUCGAUGCGCAUCCCCUGUUUGAGAGGAUCAAUCUGGAGGAGCAAAGCAGCGAUCCGGUGGUGGAAUUUCUAGUGGCGACCUCGGAGGAGGGCCAGAAGGUCGCGAGGAAUCGAGGCGACACGUUCGUCGCUGUGUACCGGAGAGUUCCAUCGCCGCCAUAGCCGGAAGCAUAUUCCCCAUUUGAUGCUUCUUUCGUUUUGUUAAAGGAUAAAAAGUGCUCCCUAUUUUUUGGGUU
This is a messenger RNA of Selaginella moellendorffii, 875 nucleotides long. Its product is annotated as tRNA (guanine-N(7)-)-methyltransferase. Gene Ontology annotation, cellular component: tRNA methyltransferase complex. Gene Ontology annotation, biological process: tRNA methylation; RNA (guanine-N7)-methylation. Bases 40 to 801 code for a protein of 253 amino acids. Gene Ontology annotation, molecular function: tRNA (guanine(46)-N7)-methyltransferase activity. The transcript has a single exon. The record is from RefSeq and is a predicted model, not a curated record. NCBI's taxonomy places the organism in Eukaryota, Viridiplantae, Streptophyta, Lycopodiopsida, Selaginellales, Selaginellaceae.